Molecule: messenger RNA, 2052 nt
Organism: Fusarium oxysporum Fo47
Lineage: Eukaryota; Fungi; Ascomycota; Sordariomycetes; Hypocreales; Nectriaceae
Product: Zn(II)2Cys6 transcription factor
Exons: 6
Coding region: 1-2052 (683 amino acids)
Biological process (GO): DNA-templated transcription; regulation of DNA-templated transcription
Cellular component (GO): nucleus
Molecular function (GO): zinc ion binding; DNA binding; DNA-binding transcription factor activity, RNA polymerase II-specific
Source: RefSeq, a predicted model, not a curated record
AUGUCGCAGGAGAAAGGAUGUAUACGCUGUGAGCGGUUGGAAUUGACGUGUAGUUAUGUCGCGAGCGAUAGUAUUGAAAUGUCGGAUGGUCAUGGGGAUGACUUGACGCAGGCGGGUAUCAAGAGGCGGAGGAUUCUGAGGGCUUGUGCGGCUUGUCGGAGUGCUAAGUCCAAGUGUUCGGGGACAUGUCCUUGUAACCGAUGUCAGUCACAAGGGCAGGAUUGUGUAUUCGGUGGUGAACCGGGGAGUUCUAGUGUCGAUAUUGGCAUGGAAGUACAGACUUCGCCGGCGAGUACUUCCCAGUCACACUAUGGAUCAGUACCCAGUCAGGCAUCACCAAUGGACAUCUCUGCUGGUGUAGCUGGCGAUGCGCAGCGGGUUUUUGAACUUGAGAGUCGAGAUACCAUACGUCAAUAUCUGGAUACAUACUUUGACAAAUCCGACAUCGCCGACUGUGUCUUUCUUCAUCGAGCUACAACGAUCGCAGAAUGGAGUCAGGGCAAGCUCGAAAAGACCUUAUUAAAAGCCAUCUGCGCUUCAGCACUCCGGCUCACACCAACAUAUCACUCGGAGAGCUCACCAGCGCAUAACUGGAUAAAACAAGUUCAGCAUGAGUUGGUCAAUCAAAUGGGUGACAUGUCAGUACCAAAGCUUCAGGCUCUAAUGCUUGUGAUCAAAUUCCUCUUUUCCAUGCGGUUCACUGGGGAUGUCUGGGUUCUUCUUUCGAUCGCAUCGAGGGUCGCUUUCACCAAGAGGCUCAACUAUGAACGUCCGGCCAUUGAUCCAGUCAGACAAGAGUGCCUUCGGCGAUUGAUGUGGUCCAUAUAUGUUGUUGAUAAAGUCUUCUCUGGUGGUAUUGAGGACCUCACUGUUUGUCCGACGCAAAGGAUGCAUAUCCGGUUACCGAGCAGUCAUCAUAACUUCCAACUUGGUUCAAAGUCAAAAGCGCCGUUUCUACGGAGUAAGAGCGAGAAUGAUACAGAUUUGAACGUCUUGGCGUACUUGAUGCGGCUGUAUGACAUUCGAGAUAGAGUUUUGAGAUAUACCAGACAGGUUAUAUUGAGUGGGACCAGCCCCUAUCUUAGCCGAGGACAGCUACGCUCUCUUGAUCUAGAACUGACAUCCUUCGAAGAGUCACUGCCAGAUGAACUGCAACUCAACGAAAACAGGCUUAUGAUAAUGUGUCAUUCAGAGGAAGCACGCACAUAUACAACCCUCCAUACCAUUCUAUUCAGUUCUCGCUGCGAUCUUCACCGGUUUCUCAUUCCUGGUAUUCGAGAGGCCGUAUCACCAGAAGCAGUGAACCAAACACCAAGAGAAUUUAUCGACUACUGCCAGCAACAAUGUCUGCAGACUGCGUUGAGAUAUAUAGACAUGUGGUCCAAGGUCAGACAGAUGGAGACGAGUAGUCGUGUCGGGACACCAACCUUUGCGGUAGUGACGUACCAGUUUGUCAAGAUGGUAGAUCAUCUGGCUGCUCUACUGCCAUUACACGGGGAGUCAUCACUGUCGGUGAUCAAGCAGAAGUUUAUUGAUAUACUGCUUAUCGUGUCACGAAGUCGAGCUGAGGUCGGGUGGGUUGGAUCAUGCAUUACUGAUAUCGAGAAUCUAAUACCACGAUUGGGGACGAGACACAUAUCUCCUGGCUCACCCGCUUCGCCGGGGACUCUCCGCCUACAGGAGAAGCUGCAUCGUCGUUCUAAGCAUGCUUUUGCUCCGGACGAUGAAGAGGAGGAAGAUCCCGCUAUCCGACCACCAGAGUCCAAUACUGACGAAGAGAUACCGGAGACGUCCCUUGAGCCCACGGUACUAGAGAACUCUAGUGGGCAAGAUAUUUGGUCUUUCCCAAUUCAGGGUGAUGAACAGGGUCUGACUGGGUCAACUGGGGACGGAUCUCUGGGCUCAUUCUCAUCAAUGGGAUAUCCACUCAUCAAUUAUGACUCGAUCAAUUCGACUAACUUGGUGUUCGGAGACCAGGAACUCGGUUUCCCGUUGGAUCCCUUUGACCUCCAGAUGAAUGCUUAUACUGAUGCCAAUGCACCCCAAUAUUAA